Aedes aegypti (yellow fever mosquito) is the source of this 2314-nucleotide messenger RNA. RefSeq names its product gastrula zinc finger protein XlCGF7.1-like. Gene Ontology annotation, biological process: regulation of transcription by RNA polymerase II. The transcript is spliced from 2 exons. Gene Ontology annotation, cellular component: nucleus. Gene Ontology annotation, molecular function: DNA-binding transcription activator activity, RNA polymerase II-specific; RNA polymerase II cis-regulatory region sequence-specific DNA binding. Lineage: Eukaryota; Metazoa; Arthropoda; Insecta; Diptera; Culicidae. The coding region runs from base 1282 to 2286 and encodes 334 amino acids. The record is from RefSeq and is a predicted model, not a curated record.
UGGUAGUUUGUUUUCAAAAUCUGGUCGUAGAAUUUGCGCUCGAAACAAUUUUAGGCUUUUUUAUGUAAAUUUCCAUGAAUCAGAUUCUUUAAGUGCUCUAAGUUGUACACCAAUAUGGACCGGUACUGUCGCGUUUGUAUGGACGAAAAUCCAGUUGAGCUGAUAUCGCUGUUUCAAAUCCACGAUAGCGAGGGAGAUGUGAUUGCAAACAUGAUCAUCGACUGCACGGAGGUGAUGGUUUCAGACGAUGAUAAUCUUCCGCAGCACAUAUGCGGAAAAUGUUUGAUUCGGCUCAAUCAUGCGUACGAGCUGCGCAAACAAUGCCAAAAAUCGGAAUGAAGCUUUCCGGGCUAUGUUGCUAGAGCAAACCGCCAAACCUUCGUCGGUCGAUCAAGUGAUCGAGAACGUUCAAGAUGUUCAUGUUGGUGAAGCUGAAGAGCCAUCUGAAGAGGGAUCCACCACAUCUGAUCCUGAUUCGAAUCAGGGACCGUCUAUACAAGACGAAAACUCCAAUGAAGAGCAAAGUAUUGAAUACCUAGAUGAAGAUGAAGACUAUCACGAGUAUGUUGAUUCAACGAAAAGGGUUAAGGGCAAUUUGUCUUCCGUAGCCAGCUAUGACUGCCAAGCCCCAACGGGUAUCCUUCCUGGAUCAGAAUUCGUUGGCAAAGUGGAAGAUUUCGCGCAAUACAUCAUAUACCAUGUUCGCGGGGAAAGAUGCUGUGGCUUGUAACAUGAUUUUCCCAGACGUGGUAUCUUUGUCCGAUCAUUGCACACAGGUGCAUGGCAAUGAACAGGAUCCGAUACGAUCGAAACUCCAAUGCGACAGAUGUUUUAAGCGGAUGGGAACCAAUCAACUUUUGAGGAAACAUAAACAGGCCAUCAGAAGUAACACGCUGUAUUAUUGCAAACUGUGUAGUUCGGUAUUAGAAGACGAAUUAAGCUUCUUAAAGCACAUUCUCUUGGUAGAAGAUCACGAAGCAGUAAUUGACACCACACAAUUACCCGAUAAAUUUGAAGAAACGAUCAUAAAAGGGUCUGUAUGCUGUGGUUGUGAUAUCAUUUGUCAGGACGAUACGGAUUUGGGAUAAACAUAUUGUGGAAACACACUUUCCUAGUACACAAUCCGCAAGGAUUGAAGUAGAUUUUGAAUGCAGUAAAUGUUUUAAACAGUUCCAAAAAGCAGACGAACUACUGCAACACCAAUCGAGAACGCGUAACAGAUUAUAUUGCUGUCGCAUUAGAGAAUGUACUUAUACGACGAUUCAUAAGGAGCAAAUUUUGAUGCAUAUAUCAAACUCCCAUCAAAAUUCUGUAGGGAAACAAGCAAAACCAAUUAAAAAAGGCAUUGACGAAAUGGACGAUGAUAGUCGUUUCGGUUGUUGCUUUGUGCGGUGUUACAAUACAUUUGAAUCGUAUGAAGAACUCGAAAACCACGCUGAAACAGUUCAUGAACUGUUGCGGAUUCAGCAUACGCAGGAUCGAGAGUAUACGCAAAUCAUUUGCCAGAUCUGCCAGAAAGGCUUUGAGAACGAACAGACCUACGAGCGGCAUCGGACUGCCGAUAAGAACCGAAAGCAUGUUUGCCGCACGUGUGGGGCAAAGUAUGUUUCAAAAUCCACGUUGCUGCAGCAUGAGCGCAGUAACUGUGGGAAAAUUGCCCAGUAUCAGUGCAGUGAAUGCGACAAGUCGUUCAUGUCGCUCGGAGGCUUUCGCAAUCACCAAGAAGUUCACAGCAGUAAACGCUCCCAUGUCUGUGAUAUCUGUGGACGUGGAUUCCUGCGGAAAGGAAUUUUGAAGGAUCAUAUGAACACCGUUCACUCCAAAGCAAGAUUGUUCCAAUGCACUUUAUGCUCGAAAUCCUUCACAAGUAGGAACGUAUUUCAAUCUCAUCAAAUGACGCACACCAAGGAGAAACCGUACCAAUGCCGACACUGUGAGAAGCGAUACUACAAAACCAGUGACCGAACCAUGCACGAAAACCAGGUCCAUUUGGGUAUCCGACCCUUCAAGUGUAGUUACUGUACAGCAUCGUUCAUAAGGGAUCGUGAACGGAGACUUCACGAGCGUAUACAUACGAAGGCAAAACUGUACAGCUGUGAAUUAUGCCCCGAAGGGUACAAUAAGUUUGCAGAGUACAAAGCACACCGUUCCAGUGAACAUGGAUUGGACACGCUCAUGGACCUUGGCCCGGUGACAAUGGCUGCCGUUCACGGCGAACAAGAGCAGACUAAUUCUCAGCGUGCAGAAUGUAAGUUAGAAAUUGAAAUUUUUGAUAUCGCAGAUUGAAAAUAAAUGUGGUUGAUACUUUAUUAAA